Molecule: messenger RNA, 1575 nt
Organism: Xenia sp. Carnegie-2017
Lineage: Eukaryota; Metazoa; Cnidaria; Anthozoa; Malacalcyonacea; Xeniidae
Product: ribosome production factor 1-like
Biological process (GO): maturation of LSU-rRNA; maturation of 5.8S rRNA
Cellular component (GO): preribosome, large subunit precursor; nucleolus
Molecular function (GO): rRNA primary transcript binding
Source: RefSeq, a predicted model, not a curated record
GAUGGCGGAGAAGACUGAAUUAACGUGUGUUACAAACGCACAGAAUAAUAAGCGUUCUGUAGAUUUAUCCCGCGUGAAGAAUAAGGAGAGAAGAAUGCAGUUGUAUAAGAAAGAAAACAGAAAAGCAAAAGAACGAAAGAAAAAAAGAAAGAGGGAGGAAGAUGAAUUAGGAGAAGAGGCACCACCAAAACAAGUGCCAAAAACCAUUGAAAACACGAGACUUCCCGAUGAAACAAUGGUGGUUGCCGAUGACGAGGAGGUGUUGCAUGACGAAGAAAAUGACGAAUUAAGUUCUUACUUCAAAUGUGAAAUUCGACCUAAAGUACUGCUUACUACAAGUAACAAACCAAAUUUGAAAACAGUUCAGUUCGUUGAUGCUCUUUGCCAAAUUAUACCUAAUUCGGAAGUGAGGUAUAGGAAAGGCAUUGCUAUUAAGAAAAUAAUCCCUCAAGCAGUGGAAAGAGGAUUUACGAAUCUUGUUAUCGUGAACGAAAAUCACAAAGAACCAAAUGCUUUAUGGAUAAUUCAUCUUCCUGACGGGCCGACGGCGCAUUUCAAAUUAAGCAGCGUGAAAUUAUCGAAGGCAAUCAAGAAUCAUGGACGAGCAUCGUCGCAUCGACCGGAAGUCGUACUAAAUAACUUCAAAACGAGGCUGGGUCAUUCCGUUGCUAGGUUGUUGGCUUCCUUAUUUCCUUACGACCCUCAGUUCCAGGGAAGGCGAUGCGCGACAUUCCACAAUCAAAGGGAUUUUAUAUUUUUUCGACACCAUAGAUAUAUAUUCAAGAACUCGCAGAAAGCAGGCCUUCAAGAACUUGGUCCUAGAUUUACGCUUAAGUUGCGUUCACUGCAACGUGGUACAUUUGACACAAAGUUUGGACAGUAUGAAUGGAUACAUAAGCGAAAAGAAAUGGACAAGAGCCGACGAAAAUUCGUUUUGUGACUCAUCUUUCAAGCCGCUCCAUGCCAAUGUGAACAGUGUUAUACCAGAUACAUGACUAACUGGUUAUGAAAUGGCCGAGUCAUUUUUCUUUGAGCUGCGUCAUUUCACAAAUUGAUCGAAUUGCCAGAGUCGUAUAUUUUGUUUGGCGUGUUUCAUAUCACAGCUACUUGACUUAAUUUUCUUGAUAUACGAAGGGGACUUUUAUGGAUUGAAAGCUAUUAAAAUCUGGUGUGGUGGCAACUCGUCUUUGCCAAAAAACCCGCCCGUGCAAUAUGAGGCAUUUUUUCAGGUUUAUUUGAUCCCUCGUCCCGUGCAUAUAUCAAAUGUAGUCAAGCCAAAUGCUUACAUGUAGGGGCGCAUCAAACGAUUUUAUGGCAAUUUUAUAAAUUUACAUCGCUGGAUUAAAUUUGCGACCUGGGUACGCCAACACUGGCAGACGAACGUCUUUAUUCACUUCAAAGCACAUCAAAAAGCAGUUCAUUUGUCAUGUUUAGUUGUCGAUAAGCAUUUCAAACUCUGUCGUUUAAUAUAAUUGACAGUGAAAAAGUAUUUCAUUCAGCACAACAGAUAUUACAGAAAAGACAAGUUGUCUUUUGCUUGUUAUAAAACACAACAAUAAAAUGUUAUUUUGCUUA